This is a messenger RNA of Lactuca sativa (garden lettuce), 1775 nucleotides long. NCBI's taxonomy places the organism in Eukaryota, Viridiplantae, Streptophyta, Magnoliopsida, Asterales, Asteraceae. The record is from RefSeq and is a predicted model, not a curated record.
UGUUUCCCUCACACUUAUUUUGUCUCCCCCGUUCCUCCCUCCCAAAUCCACACCCCUAUCUCCCAUAUCGACUCCUUCACUUCUCCUUGCAAAUCGACUUGUCCUGAAUACACUAUGUGAUUCCAAAGUCAAAAAACAUAAAGCCAUGUAGGCUAUAUCGCUCGAUUCCAAAAAUAGUUAUCUUCUUGUUCCCAAUAUUCCAAUAGGCAGAAACAUAGUCACAACCUAUGAUGACCCCUUCCCGCCAGUGACGCUUCCUCGUUAUAAGUUUCUUGGGAAAGCCAAGAAUUAGUAAUCUCAGCGAAAGGUAGAAGCAAUCGUGUACUCCAGCUUUCCAAGACAAACACAUAAGUCGUCACAUAUGGGUUGUAAACCAAAUACAACAUCAUUUAACAUCAUGGUUGAUGCUUAUUUAAUAUUUGGUCAUCAGGAAGGAUCGAAAAACUAUGAAUUUGUAUACUCAUCCAAUAUUUGCAUUAAGAAAAUUAUUAAUCAUGUCAACAUUUUUGGCUGUCUUUGGAUGCAGUUUUGUAAUUGUGUGUUUUCUGUUUAAUAAUGUGGUUUCUUGUUUGUUGGUACGGUUUUGGUUGUCUUUAGUGCGUUUUUAUAACCACACAAUUAAAUAAGGGUAUUUGUUGAUGCGAUAUUAGUUGGUGCAGUUCGAUUCCCGCACCAAUUAUUGAUUUUAAUCGCAACAACAGCCAGUGCAAUCGUCUUUCCUACAUUUUGCAAAGCAAGCGAACAAAUUAGGAUAUUUUGUCUAAAGUGUAAUAGAAUAACAUUUUUCAAGUAUCAAAAUGCCUUUGUUUUAAUUUCCUCAAACGAAAUCUAUAAUUUGCAGAUCAUUAACUAAUACUUAUGAGAAAUAAAAACAAUAUUACAUUUCUUAUAUGACUUGGUAAAAGAUUUAUACUAAUAAAGAAGCUACUCUUCUCAUGAGGGAAAGAAAACUUCAACUAGAUUUGAAAAUUCUACUCCAUGCUGAACAAGUCAAAGACGCCAGCCAUUGUAGGAAUCUUGAAGUCUUGAUCAAAAUAAUAGCACCACAACCAAGCAAAUAACUGACUCUUUAAAUAGCCAUUAAAGAUGCAGCAAACCAGAUAGAUUCAUAGGGAGAGAGAAAUCUGAAAAUAAGAGAGAUGACGAUCGGAAUAAUGGAGGUGAAUCUGGUGGAUGCUCGUGGUCUCAGCAAUUCUGAUUUCCUCAAUAAAAUAGAUCCAUAUGUGUUGAUUCAGUACAAGAGUCAAGAACACAAGAGCACUAUAGCCAAAGGGCAGGGAAGCAAGCCAAGCUGGAAUGAAACAUUCAAAUUCAGGGUGGAAUUUCCAGGAUCAGAUGAACAACCUAAGCUUGUUCUCAAGAUAAUGGACCAUGAUACAUUCUCAUCUGAUGACUACAUUGGACAAACAACAAUAUACUUGAAAGAAGUACUGGAACUAGGAGUGGAGAAUGGAAGGUCUGAGCUACGUGCUCAAAAGUAUAGUAUUGUGGAUAGUAGCCAAAGCUAUCGUGGAGAUCUUCGAGUGGGUGUCUCCUUCACCCCAAGGGUGGAAAAUGAAAGUUAUGCACAAGAAUUUGGAGGAUGGAAAGAGAGCCAAUGGUAGUUAGUUUGUGGGUAAUCCUUUGGUUUUUCUGUUUGGAAAAUGUUUAAGUUUUGAGUAUGUGAAUUUUAGAUGUUCGAAAUGUAAAUUGUAUUUCCUUGUUUUAGUGGUCAAAGACUCGAAAUGUUCAUGGAACUUGAAAUGGUUUCUCGAGGUUUAUAAUUUUGUUUUUUA